Molecule: messenger RNA, 1685 nt
Organism: Leptomonas pyrrhocoris
Lineage: Eukaryota; Euglenozoa; Kinetoplastea; Trypanosomatida; Trypanosomatidae
Exons: 1
Coding region: 42-1685 (547 amino acids)
Source: RefSeq, a predicted model, not a curated record
AGGACUCGCUUCCAAGAAAGAGAACCCGCGGCGCGUGCGCGAUGCAGGGGCCGUCUUUGGAGGGGCUGAAGGCCUCUACAGAUGCUGCCGACACCACCGAGUACACGUCCCGGCAAAAACUGGCGGUGGUAUUGGGCGUGGCUGCCAUAGGCACGUACAUCGGCUACACACUGGUGCAGUCCUACAAGGGGGAGACACCGCAGGCCAUCUGGACCAAUACCACCAAAACAAACGCAUCGGCUUCGUCAACGGCUACACCACAAAUCGCCAUUGUCAACCUACCUGAGGAGGUGCGUCCGAUCGCCCGAGAAGGCCUGCAGGGAUGGCUGGACGUGCACAACGAGGUGCAACUAACUUUCCCCACAGUCAUGCUCGUUGAGGAAGAAGAAACCUCAACGCUGGCGGACAUCGGCGGCGGCGUUCGCCGAGCCACGCUGUAUGCGCACAAGGAGCUGCACGAGGCACGGCAGAAGCAGAAGUCAUCGUCGUCAUCGUCGACGCAGACGCCGCCGCCGCUUUGCACGGUGGUGUACCGCACGAUUAUCGAGGUGGAGGGUCAGACGCUGGAGGAUUGGGAUGUGGACGCGUCUGGGCUGCGGAAAUGGCACCAGAAGGCCUUCACCCAGCGCCACUGCCUGGGCUUUACGGUGGACGGUCGCAACGUGACACUGCUCACGCAAGACGUGGAGGGCAUCUUCCGCACCGGUGAGUUCGUCUCGGCCGCAAAGCACAGCGGCGCGACGUUGCUGCGAGAGUGCAGGGCGCCGUCGACCGCCACCUUCCGUCGCUGGUGGCCCUCCGCGGCGACCCGCACGACCGCCUCUGCCUCCAUGCUGUCCUUCGACUCCUCGAAAAGGAAAGACGACAGGGCAGACGCGCUGAAGGCGUUUGAGCGAAGCGGACGUCUCGCCGCGCUCUGGCGCGACCCAUUUUCUCUCUUCUCGCUGCUGGGGACGGUGCUGCGGUACAACCGACCCGAGGCUGCGGUGUUCCCCGCUCUGCUCUCGCCGAACGCGGUGCGCCCCAACUCGCCAAAUACGCCAAACCGUUUAUGGCGCGUGGUGGGGGAGUGGCCCCGUCGCCUUCGAGUCCCUCUGCUGCGUCGGGCCGACGAAGACGAGAAGAGACGUCGUGAGCGUCGCCGCGUGCUGUCCGCGCCCUUUCUCAUCGCGGCGAACGCGGUGGAGAGCAGCCCCGCGCCGCCGACGGCGAUUGUGCAGGAGGUGCAGACCUGCACGGCGCAGUGGGUCCGGCACUUUGCCACGCUCGUACCAGAGCACGAAGCCGCUCUUGUGGAGGUGCAGCGCGAAGACAGCAAGCGGUGGGGAUUGCGUGUGGACCUGACGCGUGUGCAGUGCACUGUGGUCGAGGCGGCGUGGCUCCUGACACACGUCGUGGGCCUCCUAGCGGCAGUGGGUGUUUCACUCGCGGAUGCGAAGCUCGUGGUAAUCCCGGCAACGCAGUCAAACACCUCUCUGCUCUACCCAACGGCGGAUUCUGAACACGUGUCGCAUUACUGGAAGCCGUGCAAGCCAUCGCCGUCGGCGAGCUCCACGGUGGGGGUGGGGAGCAGACUCUCCACUUCCCCCUCCGCGUUGCAACACACCGGUUGGAUCUCCGUUGAACUUCGUGCGGAGAAGAGAAGGGGAUUCGUGGUCGCCGAGCACGACUUCGCAUCUCUCUGA